AUGGUCAAGUUCCUCGCCCUUUCUGCUGUUGCCGCCUUCGCGGCCGCCGAUAUUGAAAUCGUCAACGGUACCGAAGCCCCCAUCGGCAAGUACACGUACGUGACGGGACUUCGCCGCAACGAAACCGCUGCUUCGUUGUGCGGUGCGUCGUUGGUGGCCCCCAAAAUCCUGGUCACGGCGGCUCAUUGCGUGCCGACUCCCUGGGCCGCCUACGCGUCCAUCGGGUCGCACUACUUGAACGGCACCAAGGACGGCGAGCGCAUCAAGAUCGUCAAGCGCACCUUGCACCCCAAGUACAACAAGGCCACUCGCUACGACUACGAUGUUGCCGUGUUCGAAUUGGAAACCGAGUCCAAGUUCCCCCCCGUCAAGCUCAACUGGGACGAAGACCAGUUCACUGCCCCGGGCGCUGUGUCUUGGGUGCGUGGGUUUGGUAGUAUCUAUUUAGGCGGGCCUGCAUCCCCCGUGCUCUUGGAAACCGACGUGGUUAUCUGGGAAAACUCCAAGUGCCACGCCGCGCUCAACAAGUACAAAAACUACAACGUCACGUCUUCCAUGAUCUGCGCCGGUGGGGGCUUCAAGGACACGUGCAAAGGCGACUCGGGUGGACCGUUGACGGUCACGCGCAACGGGGAAGAGUACUUGGCCGGUGUGACCAGCUGGGGCAUCGGCUGUGCCCGCCCUGGCUUCCCCGGAGUGUACGCCCGUAUCUCAGAACUCCGUGACUUUAUCGAACCGUUCUUGCCCAAGGCUGCUUGCUAA
Aphanomyces astaci is the source of this 762-nucleotide messenger RNA. RefSeq lists its product as hypothetical. The coding region runs from base 1 to 762 and encodes 253 amino acids. NCBI's taxonomy places the organism in Eukaryota, Oomycota, Saprolegniomycetes, Saprolegniales, Verrucalvaceae. The record is from RefSeq and is a predicted model, not a curated record. The transcript has a single exon. Gene Ontology annotation, biological process: proteolysis. Gene Ontology annotation, molecular function: serine-type endopeptidase activity.